This is a messenger RNA of Capronia coronata CBS 617.96, 1503 nucleotides long. RefSeq lists its product as uncharacterized. The record is from RefSeq and is a predicted model, not a curated record. Lineage: Eukaryota; Fungi; Ascomycota; Eurotiomycetes; Chaetothyriales; Herpotrichiellaceae. The transcript has a single exon. The coding region runs from base 1 to 1503 and encodes 500 amino acids.
AUGAGGCGUCAGGUGGACAGGGAGAUGGGCGGCGACGUGAGUAUACCUCAAUCUGUGCUUUCCAACAUCGCCCCAAGCCUUCAACCGUUUGAAAUGCUAACAUUGGAUGCGCUCAACCAAGACAUCAAAUGGUACCGGUCAACAUUUUACAACGCUCUCAUCCUGGGCCUUGCGAACUUCGCGGCCCCUGGGCUUUGGGGCGCCAUGAACUCCCUGGGCGCUGCUGGACAGGCAGAGCCAUACCUCGUCAACGCUGCCAAUGCCUUGACAUUCUGCCUCAUGGUCCUCUCCUGUUACUUUUCCAGCGCCCUGGUUCGAUUUGUCGGCAUCAAAUGGGCGCUGGUCAUCGGCACCUUGGGUUAUGCACCCUACGCAGCUGGCAUGUAUACAAACAACCGAUUCGGCACGGAAUGGUUCGUCCUUGUCGGCGCUGCACUCUGUGGGCUCUCAGCAGGCAUCUUCUGGAUGGCGGAGGCUGCCAUAGCGCUCACAUAUCCCGAACCAUACAACCAAGGUAAAUUCCUUGGGUUCUGGUUGAGCUUCCGUCUCGCGGGCCAGAUCCUUGGAGGUGCAAUCAACAUCGGUAUCAAUGCCAACAAAGCCAGUGCGGGUGCAGUAUCAUACUCGGUGUACCUUGUCUUCAUUGCACUGCAAGCCUGUGGACCUUUCAUCGCCCUGCUGUUGAACAACCCAUCGCAAGUCCAACGGAGUGAUGGACGUAAAGUCGACCUCUCCAUUGUCGAGCACCCAUGGUUCGAAAUCAAGGCGACAACGAAGCUCUUCUUCAGCAAACACUUCUUGCUCAUUGUCCCAUUCAUCGGCCAGGCCGUGUAUACCGAAGCGGUCAUGUUCACGUUCUCCUCCCUGUGGUUCUCGGUUCGGGCACGAGCAUUGGGAUCGUUUCUCUCCGGCAUCGUGGCCAUCACUGCAGGCAACAUCCUCGGUCUCUGGCUCGACCGCGCGCGCGUCUCGCUCCGCUUGCGAGCCCGCACGUCAUAUCUUGCCAUCAACGGUCUGCAACUCGGACUCUGGAUCUGGGCCACGAUCCUGGUCACACGCUACCGUCGCACUCAUCCCAACUACGACUGGGCGGACGGCACCGACGGCUUCGCGGCUGGAUUCACUCUGUUCCUCUUCCUCGUGCUCGGGUUCCAGCUCAAUUACUUGUACUUGUACUUUGUCAUCGGCCAGCUCUCCACAUCCCCCGCUGAGACCGUUCGGCUCGCCGCUUUGCUCAGGGGCACCGAAUCGGGCUGGCAGGCUCUCAGUUACGGUCUCAAUGCAACCAACCUCUUCGCCGAGAUAGGCGGCGUGUACUUGAACUUUGCACUCUGGGCUAUUGCGCUGGCUCCGGCCUGGUUGGUGAUUAGCAAAGUCGGCACCCCGGAGCAAGAGCAGGAUCAAGAGCGCCGAGCAUCGAGCGGUGUUUUUAGCCUUCCACCUGAGGUCAACACCUCAUCUGAUGUCCCACUGGAAAUAGAUACCGAGUCUAGGAAAGCCUAG